Messenger RNA from Tarenaya hassleriana, 692 nucleotides. RefSeq names its product STS14 protein-like. The coding region runs from base 49 to 600 and encodes 183 amino acids. The record is from RefSeq and is a predicted model, not a curated record. The transcript is spliced from 2 exons. Lineage: Eukaryota; Viridiplantae; Streptophyta; Magnoliopsida; Brassicales; Cleomaceae.
AACCAGUUUGACUAUCAUGUUCCGAACCACAAACUCAGAGAGACCAAAAUGGCUAAUUACAUCAUCCUGGCGGCGCUUCUAGCUCUAGCCACGUCCCACGACUGCGCCGCCAUCUCCGCCGCAUCGCCGCCGAAAAAACCCAAUCCCACGACUCCUCCUCCUCCGGCUCUCUCCGCCGCGGAAAAGGAAUUCCUGGAGGCCCACAACGAGGCGAGAGCCGCCGUGGGAGUGGCGGCGCUCAGAUGGAGCCAAGCCCUGGCCACGGCGGUGAGCCGGGUCGCUAGGUACCAGCGGAACCAGAAGAGGUGCGAGUUCGCGAGCCUUAACCCGGGAAAGUACGGAGCGAACCAGCUAUGGGCGAAGGGCAUGGACGUGGCGCCACGUCUGGCCGUGGAGACGUGGGUGAAGGAGAAGCAGUUCUACGACUAUCGAACCAACACGUGCGGUGGCAACCAUAGUUGCGGUGUGUACAAGCAGGUGGUGUGGAGAAAUUCCAAGGAGCUCGGCUGUGCUCAGGCCACGUGUCCCAACGACUCGACCAUCCUCACCAUUUGUUUCUAUAACCCUCCCGGUAAUAUCGUCGGUCAAAAACCCUACUAGCAUCCCUUAGUUUUUGUUGUGUAUUUAUAAACUUGGGAAUUGAGUUUAUGGGUUCCUCCUCAUAUAUAUAUAUAUAUGUUCUUUGAUCAAUA